Molecule: messenger RNA, 1031 nt
Organism: Microplitis demolitor
Lineage: Eukaryota; Metazoa; Arthropoda; Insecta; Hymenoptera; Braconidae
Exons: 5
Coding region: 16-894 (292 amino acids)
Source: RefSeq, a predicted model, not a curated record
CGUAUCAUUUUUAAAAUGAAGAUUUUAGUAAAGAUAUUUAUUAUUUCAACUAUUGUUACAUUGAGUAAAAGUUGUGCUGUUUUAUAUACAAAUAGAGUUGAAAAACAAAGUAACAAUGUUAAUUUAUCAGCAUGGACAGUGCUGAUAAAUAAAAAUUCAUUGUUUAUCAAAACUUUGGAACCAUCGUAUUGGGAUUAUGGAUCUCUCGUCCAUCCUCAAGCUGUUCUUACAUUAAAUACAUCUAUAUUAAAUAAACCUAAAACAAAGUACACGUGUAUCGGGGGUUGUUGGAUAUUUCACCCCGCUUGGAAUGUAAAUAUAAAUAAUUGUCAAGUUCGUAAAUUUUCUAAAAUAAUCAAUGGACGGAUUAAUGAUACAUCUCAAGCAAACAGCGAAUAUAAUACCUAUGCUAUUAUAAUUCUCAAAAGUCCGUUUUAUUUAAAUGACCAAAUAAGUGUAAUCAAUUUAGCCAAAAGCGAUAAUGUAAAUGAUUAUAGCAAUUGUUAUUUCUAUGCUAUAACAAAAUUAAUCAUAAAUGAAAAUAAUUUUAAGAAGGAUAAAAUGACGCUGAUGGCUCCGUAUAAAGCACAACUGAUUAAUGACUCUGCACGUAUAUUCAAAUAUGAUGGUGUUAAUUAUACGCACGUUGCAGAAAAUAGUCUAGAUAUCAAAGAGAGUAAAGUGAUAUUUGUGGCAAAUUAUCGAGCCAGUCCAUUGGUGUGUCAACUCAAUAAUUCUGAUAAUUAUGCACAUAUUGGAUUUUUCAAUAUUUAUAUAGAUACUACUAAACCGUUUAACGAACAAAGAUGGGAAUCUUUUAUCAAUAUUACUUCUGCUCAUGAUGAAAUAUAUAAUAUAUUGACUAAGAACUUUAUUCCUGCUCCAAAAGGAUAGGAUAUACUAGUAAUAAUGAUAAAGACCUCAUUAUAAAAAAAUAAAAAAAUUAUUUCUUAUAUGAAUAUUAUAUUUUUUUUGCAAUCUGAUAUAAAUAAGCAUAAUCAUUUGUAAGCGAUAAUGUACUCUUACUAAUA